UGUUCCCGUAUAAGAAGAGCUCAGGCUAACAAUGUUCAGCGACUUCGCUAAAUCUCAGUCGUUAAUCCUCUCAUGUCCGCAUCUGCACCGUCCGAUCAUGGCACCGGCGAUUUCCCGCCCGACCCCCUUCUAUCCUCCGGAUCCUUCAUCGCCUCCGCCGCCACCACCGAUGCCGGAGACCUAGACUGCGGAGCGAAGCGGAGGCCGAUCCCGAGCGUUGGAGUUUCCGGGCCGUCGGAGAGCGUCCGCUCCGGGAUGUGGAACGGUAGGGAUCGGGCGGAGAACACGGCUCAGCCGGCGGCGGAGUCAAAGACGCGGAAGCGCGCGGCGGCGGGGGACAGCAACUGGUUGCCUCCGGAUUGGAGGGUGGAAGAUAGGGUUCGAACCUCCGGCGCAACGGCCGGUUCCGUGGAUAGGUACUACUAUGAACCAGUUACAGGCCGUAAAUUCCGGUCCAAGACGGAGGUCUUGUACUACUUGGAACAUGGAACCCUGAAAAAGAGCGCCAAGAAAUCAGACAACGUCGAUGGACAACCAGAUCAUUCAGAAGGCCAAGGAAGCGGUAAGCAGAACAGAACCGCCAAAAAAGCCAAAGAAACGCCGUUUAACUUUGAUUUCCUUAUUCCGCCCGAGGAGAUAACGUGGGUUUUGACAAAUGAUCCGGGAGACGAAGCAAGAUGGACGCCUUUCAUGGGGGAUGGAAAGGUUCCCGAACCGCUGACCCGCGACUGGAAAACGGCGUUCUCCAUGAUCACGACGCAAAGCGGCGGGCGAAUGAAGGUUUGAAUUCGUUUCCAACACGUAGCAAAACGUCAAGAGUUGUUUGAUCCAAUCUGUCUGUCUAGUGUUUUGGGAUGAAUCUGUAGAUGGGCUUUGUUUGAAUCUUCAUAGUCUAGUUACAUUUUGAUGCUUCUUGCGAUUUUGAACGUGUGGCGUUUUGAGAAACUGCGUUUUGCGGUGUAUGUUCUACGGCGUUUGCGUUUUUUUGUAGCUUCGACAGAACCCGCUUAGUUCUAUGAUUGAUCACAUUACGUUGGCUUUCCCAUUAUUAGGUUUGGUUAUUUUCUGAUUUCGAUUUGGGUUUCGGUU
This is a messenger RNA of Tarenaya hassleriana, 1089 nucleotides long. Its product is annotated as methyl-CpG-binding domain-containing protein 6. Gene Ontology annotation, molecular function: DNA binding. NCBI's taxonomy places the organism in Eukaryota, Viridiplantae, Streptophyta, Magnoliopsida, Brassicales, Cleomaceae. The coding region runs from base 73 to 786 and encodes 237 amino acids. The transcript is spliced from 3 exons. The record is from RefSeq and is a predicted model, not a curated record.